UAGCGUAAAUUCUUGCUCGACCAGCUCUAAUGUUGUGAUUGUCAGGUCUCGCCAUUUUCACCAGACGCGUAACCUGUUAGUGAGGGGGAUUUUUAAAGACGGGCUGCUUACACAUAUCUUUGGAUAUUUCACCGAAGGCGUCCGAACGAAUAAACUAUGGGAAACUGCCACACGGUCGGACCAAACGAAGCUUUGGUAGUCUCAGGUGGCUGUUGUGGAUCUGAUAAGAAGACCUACGCAGUUGGAGGAUGGGCGUGGGCAUGGUGGCUCCUCACAGACAUUCAAAGAAUUUCUCUGGAAGUAAUAACCGUCCUGUGUCGCUGUGAGAAUAUCGAAACAUCGGAGGGCGUCCCCCUGGAUGUGACCGGGGUGGCUCAGGUCAAGGUAAUGACAGACCACGAGCUACUAUCUCUCGCAUGUGAACAGUUCCUGGGUAAAUCAGUGACGGAAAUUAAGGGGGUCAUCCUGCAGACACUGGAGGGUCAUCUGCGCUCCAUUCUGGGCACUCUGACAGUGGAGCAGAUUUACCAGGACCGAGAUCAGUUUGCCAGCCUGGUGAGGGAGGUGGCAGCUCCUGAUGUGGGUAGGAUGGGUAUUGAGAUUCUCAGCUUCACUAUUAAGGAUGUCUAUGAUAAAGUGGAUUAUCUGAGCUCGUUGGGAAAGACCCAGACAGCAGCUGUGCAGAGAGAUGCAGACAUUGGUGUAGCGGAGGCGGAGAGAGAUGCUGGAAUCAGGGAAGCAGAAUGCAAGAAGGAAAUGAUGGACGUUAAGUUCCUGGCAGACACUAAAAUGGCCGACUCAAAGCGAGAGCUGGAGAUGCAGAAAGCUGCUUUCAACCAAGAAGUCAAUACAAAGAAAGCCGAGGCUCAGCUGGCAUACGAACUGCAGGCAGCUAAGGAGCAGCAGAAGAUCCGUUUAGAGGAGAUCGAGAUCGAAGUGGUGCAGAGAAGGAAACAGAUCACCAUUGAGGAGAAGGAAAUCGUCCGGACAGACAAAGAGCUGAUCGCCACAGUGAAGAGGCCUGCUGAGGCUGAGGCCUACAGGAUGCAGCAGGUGGCUGAAGGACAAAAGGUGAAGAAGGUGCUGACAGCGCAGGCUGAAGCGGAGAAGAUCAGGAAGAUUGGAGAGGCUGAAGCAGCCUCCAUUGAAGCUGUGGGCAAAGCUGAAGCAGAGAAGAUGAAGCUAAAAGCUGAAGCUUACCAGCAGUAUGGACAGGCAGCAAAAACUGCACUGGUCCUAGAGGCACUGCCCAAGAUUGCUGGAAAGGUGGCGGCUCCCUUGGGCAAGACCAGCGAGAUUGUCAUUCUGAGUGGCGAUGGCAGCCGCGUGACCGGUGAAGUGAAUCGUCUGUUGGCCGAGCUGCCGGUUACAGUUAACGCCCUCACAGGAGUCGACCUGUCAAAGAUGCCUUUAUUGCAGAAAAUGACCACUGCCCACGCAUGAACAUUCUUCACCUCUUUGGCCUUUUAGACACAGAUAAAAAUGCACUCUUUAAUGCCUUACCAGGUUAUUCUGUCCUGGCUGAAAGGAGAGGUAUUAAUUUAUCCUUAGUGCCAUCUAUGUGUAGGACCAGACUGUGCCCAUUGUUUAGAAUUUCCUGUGGUACUCUUCAUCCUCUUCACUGUUUUUUUUUUUUUUUAUUAUGCCACCGAAAUAGUGAGGUUAUAAACCAGCUCUUAUUAAUAUUACAAAGCAUGGGGGAGAGUGUCUAUCUGGGUUCAGUUUUGAACAUUUUAUCUUUUAACCUACAUGAUUUGGGCAAUGAGUUAAUGAGAGUUAUAACAACUGGCAUAUACGAAAGGAGAGAGGUGAUUUUUUAAAAAAAAAAAAAAAAAACUUUUGCAGUUUUCACUUGAAAAAGGGAUUAAUCUCAGUUGUUACACUAACAUCUAUUCAACUAAACUGCAUCAGGUUAAUUCCGUUUUAUUUUUGCUCAGCUGUUUUAUUUUGCUCAUUUUUGCAUAUAAAAACUGCCUAAGCGUUUAUUAUACAACCAAUAAAUCAUUGUUGCAAAAAUUCAAUAUUAUAAAUAUGCAUACAUAAUGGUCUAUCAUGCUGUAAAGCUGUAAAGUGAGACUCCAAAUUCUACAGUUUUUGUGAAGUUCAUGUAAAUGGAUGUCAUUUGAUCACAUAUUUGUAUAAUAGAUUUUAAGUUGUUUAACUGUACUUUUAGCAACAAUUAAUCACCAAAUGUGUCUAUUGCCUAAAUUGGCUAUAGCCAAAGUACAGGGUGUCCCAAAAGUCUCCAUACAUAGGGGACUAUGUAAGCCAGCACCACAUCAGUUGUGCCUUCGUCAGUGGAUGUUCAGUCCACUUUCUGGUUGGUCUGCAACACUUCCAGUCUUUUUGAAUUUCCUAUUGAGUUUGGGAAAAGCGUUAAGUGUGUGUGAGGUGCUUGCCCCAUUUCCUAUGAAAGUCCAUCACAACCUUGCGACAGCUUCCCAAUCCAUCCAUGAGAAAGAAUUCAAUACUUCAAUUCAAUACAAAAAGAAUUCAGUACUCACUUCUUGUUUUGUCAAAGUCAUUCAUAAAGGCUAUCUGGAAAAAAAACAACCAUAAACUAAGUAUGAAACAUUUUGGAAGACAUUUUACUAAAAAUUUCCCAUAUGUAUGGAGACUUUUGGGACACCCUGUUCAUCUACCUACAAUAUAGUAGGUGUAUGAAACUUAAACAGUCUUUAACUUUUUUUAGAGUUUGAAUUGUAUGAGUGGUGUUUAGCAUUUAAUAUUUUAUGUGAUCACUCUUUCAGUUAGACAUUAUGUUUAAAGUUAUGUCAGGGUUAAACAAGGCUAGGACAAGGAAGUUGUGUAUGAAAUAGCCUAGAAGUCAUUUGUUUAAUUUGUUUCUGAAUGUUGCAACACAAAUAUCUCGUAUGUUUUAUAUGUGUUGAAGAUAAAUGUUUGCUUUUGCUGUGUCCUUC
Messenger RNA from Pangasianodon hypophthalmus (striped catfish), 2921 nucleotides. Its product is annotated as flotillin-2a. The record is from RefSeq and is a predicted model, not a curated record. The coding region runs from base 157 to 1443 and encodes 428 amino acids. NCBI's taxonomy places the organism in Eukaryota, Metazoa, Chordata, Actinopteri, Siluriformes, Pangasiidae. Gene Ontology annotation, biological process: protein localization to plasma membrane; regulation of myoblast differentiation. Gene Ontology annotation, cellular component: plasma membrane. The transcript is spliced from 11 exons.